GGACCCCUCCGAGCACCUGUAGGCUCACUUCACACAGCGCGACAGCCCGGAUUUACAAAGUCAAAUCAGUCCAACAUGACCGAAGCCACCUGGAAGCGGAGCCCCGCUGCGACAUAGACGCGUUCAGGUGCGUCAAUUAGGUCCAUUAUAUUCUCGAAGAAAAAGGAUAACGGAUUUUUUUUUUCAAAAUGAUUUAUUAACAGUGUGAUUUUUCACAUGACGACCUACGUUUUAAAGACAUUUACAAAUACUCCACACGAUCUUCAUUAAAUGUGCCAUCUUCAUUGGAUGCUUGAUUUGAGGAGGAAAGCGGAGGAUCUUGCGGGAUAUAACGAUGCAUCUCACAGCCGUGGUCGUCAUUUUGGUCGCGACGGGAAUCGCCAAAGGUUGGGAAUGCAGCGCUGGUUGCAACACAAUAAAUGGGUUCUGUGAGAAGCCGGGGAAGUGCAGGUGCAAACCGGGAUGGCAAGGAUUUAAUUGUGAGCAGUGCGUGCGCUUCCCAGGCUGUCUGCACGGCGCAUGUGAGAAGGCAUGGCAAUGUGUCUGCGAGGACGGCUGGGCGGGCAGCCUGUGUGACCAAGAUACUCGACGUUGCUCAUCCAGGCCUUGUGCUGGCAAUGCCACCUGCAUAGAGACGGGGGAGGGCAGAUACCUGUGCAUCUGUCCCCACGGCUACGCCGGGGAAGAUUGCAUACGGAAGAGAGAACUGUGUCUCACAAACAGCUCUCCUUGUCAGAACGGGGGCACAUGCGCGUUUGACGAUGGCUCGGCAGGUUACUCUUCCUGUUUAUGUCCCCCCGGAUCGUCUGGAGAAUUUUGUGAGAUCAGCGUUGACAGCUGCCAGCCGAACCCCUGCCUCAACGGCGGCAACUGCACCGGCCGCGGCCUGGGUUUCACGUGCGUCUGUCCGAUCGGCUUCGCCGGUUUCACCUGUAACGACACCAGCCACUCGCCGUGCGCCGGCAGGCCCUGUGCCAACGGGGGGAUGUGUGUCGGCCAGCCCGACGGAACCUUCCGGUGCAUUUGCCAGAAGUGGUUCACGGGCCCCACCUGCUCCCUGCAGCACAGACCGAAGGCCAGGCCCAAGCCGGCCGGCGCCAAGCCCGUGGACCACAGGGUGUUCGCGCUGACUCCGCAGCACUACUCCCUCCCCGCUCACACCUUCCACAAGCUUCUCAGACCGCCCGAGAGAGACCUGCUCAAGAUCACCCUGAAGGAGACGGUCCACUCCCCGGGCGUCCUCGACACCCACGGCCAGCUCAUCUGCUUCGGCAUGCUGGCCUUGCUCACCUGCAUGGUUAUCCUGGGCACUAUGGGCAUCGUGUUCUUUGGCCGCUGUGAGACGUGGCUGGCUAACGCCAAGUACAGCCAGCUCGUCCGUCAGCAAAGGGAGCACCUGCUGAGAGACGCCGGCAGCGCGAGCCAGGAGGAGCAGGGCCACUCGGUGAACGUCAUCCUGCCGGAGAAGAUUAGACUCACCAGCUUUGGGAGACACUACACCUCCAUCUGAUUGAAUCACCUCCGCCUCGUCCGCCUCUCCCUCCGAAAGGAGUUUAAGAAUAAACGUGGUAAAAAUGUCCCAAAGAACAUACCACGACUGUUGUACAGUUGUGUUAAUAAAGUGAGAGGUAGUAGGCCACACUGUAGUAUAAUGGAAUGUCUAAUCGGAUUGAUAAACCGUGACACUGGAUUGUAAUUAUUUGUAAUUGUAAGAUUGUAAUCUAACUUUUAAUAUCGUAAUGUUAAGAUACCCAUUAAAACCCUCAAAGAUGUUAUUUAUGCCUGGUAAAAAAAGAUGCCAUUGUGUCGUUGUUUUGAUUUCACUAUUGGGAUUCAACUGCUUUGUAACGUGUUAUUUCAUAUUACUGAUUUCUCUUUUUGUUAAAGGUACAUUUUAAGAGAUAGGGACCUUUUCGAUUGUCUCUCAUGGCUCCCAACAUGACGAUAGUGAUGCUAACACUACAAACUGCAUGGAACCGCAGAUAAGGUGCUUUGCUUUCAUCACAACGCUAGCGGUGGGGAAAACGUCCUCAGCUGUAACUGCUGUGUGAGCCGCCGCCGUGAGCGAACCAGUAGUGCACGCUCACAUGCAUAUGAAGCACACGGGCAUGGCGUGGCUAUAUGUCGAGAAAGCAGCGAGUAGCGGAGAGUAAAGCACAUGUGGAGGCGAAAUAACUACUUUCUCAGCUCAGGUAUGCAUUAUUCCACUGAUAUCUUUACAAAGAAAGUAGCUGUUCAAUGCCAUUAAUGCUCCGUAUCUUAUACAUUUCAACAUGAACUAAUUGUUUUCAGUUUUCAUAACCCUGACUCAAACUGAAGCAUUUAAUCAACUACAAAAUAUGUAGACAAAAAUAUCUAAAGUGUAUUUUUUGUUUUCACCACUUUAGUCAACCAUACCCGUUGUCUGCUACUCAAAUGUGACCACUUGAAACACUGAUGUCUUAUUUCAUAGUAAACGGAAUGGCAUUGUUGCUUAUAAAACUAGCUUUCAAAGUAGUUGAUCUUAGACAGCAGGAUAUUUCAACGGGCACUUUUCACUAAUUCGGGAUGAGACAAUAAUUUUGAGAUCAACAAGAAAUAAAUGUAAAUGUUCUCUCCUUAGAGCGGAAUGGGAAUUUUCCAUUUAAUUUAUUAGAUAUUAUUAUAUGCCACCUCAGCAGUGGUAAAUGAACACCCUGCAUAUCAUAACUCUUUUCAUGUAAAGGUAAUUGUACAGUGUGAACCUGGAGGCAUUCUCUCGAAUACCAUCCGAUUUUCUCCCUCUGCAGAUGAAUCACCUGAUGUUGCCAUUAAAGAUAUUUUCAUAGAGGUUAAGACAGUUUAUUUCAUAGUUAAUCUUUCUAUUUUCUAGCAUGUAUGUAUUUGUAUGGAGGACAUGAAUCUUCACCUGUAUCACAAUCACAAACUCAUUUACAGUGUUUCAGCGCUGCUAUUAAUGUUGGAAUUUCAUGCCAUACAGGAAAUAUCUUCCAGCCCAUUGAUAAUGCAACAUCUGUCCCCUUUGUUGUCGGUUUGUCUCAUCAUGUAUGAUGUGAUGAGACAGCUACUUAUGAUUGAGGCGAGGAGCGGUUCCAUGAAUCCUCAAUAUAUAAUAAAUAUAUAUAAUAUGUCGACCAGUAAAGAUAAAGUGGAAAGCAUAUUUUAAUGCAAAAUAUUCAAAUGAAUCAACUGCUGACAUGAGGAUUACAGUGAUUUCUUGUUAGUCUCACAAUGAUUGACCCAAAUUCCGCCUCAAUCCAUCGUGUUAGUAGAUGAUCAUCUGGUUAGAUUUCAUAGGGUGGUUAUCUUGUGCUUUUCUCAUGCAAAGGCUUACAGGUUGUGAAUUACAUUGUGCAGUCGUAAUAUAUGAAUGACUUAAAAUGUGGCAUUUCUACAACGGGUAGUUGCUGUAACAGUGCAAUACUUAUCAAUAUUUACUCAAGUCUGAGAUUACCUGCUGUUGGGUUUUGGAUAUUUUUUGUUGUCUGUUCAUUGUUUGUAUUAAAUAUGGUAAAUAUAAAAUCCCCA
Messenger RNA from Gasterosteus aculeatus aculeatus (three-spined stickleback), 3507 nucleotides. Lineage: Eukaryota; Metazoa; Chordata; Actinopteri; Perciformes; Gasterosteidae. The record is from RefSeq and is a predicted model, not a curated record.